Amoebophrya sp. A25 is the source of this 4792-nucleotide messenger RNA. NCBI's taxonomy places the organism in Eukaryota, Dinophyceae, Syndiniales, Amoebophryaceae. The record is from the annotation of a GenBank genome assembly.
AAGAAAUUAAACACGAAAAUGGAGAGACGUACAGACAUUGAAAAAUAGCGACUGCGUUGUCCACUACCAGCUGCUUCUCUUGCCUUGAGGUUGACAACCGGGAAUAGGUUUGUUCUUCUGGUGCUCGAUAAGUUGAGGGCUGACAGUGCAGCCCUCCUUCAGCUCCUCUCCCAGUCAGGUCUUUGCCGCGACCGGGCCUUUUUUACAGGGCGCGCUCACUCUCCCUAAGGUGUUUUGCAGCUAUGAGAUCCGGUUCUUCCUCUCUAGGCCUUUUACGGCAGGGUCGAGCGGCGCGGACCAUCAUGGAGCGCUAUCGACAGAUACGGCCUGCGCCGUAUGACACUGGAAAGCCAUCGCCAAAUACGCGAUUUAGAGAGCAAGAUCAUGCACAUGCAAUAGAGAAUCAGACGUCCUCGGAGAACGGUUCAAGCGCCUUCCGCCAUCAGGGAGAUUUUUUGUUCCAGACAUGUACGGAAGUGGACGUCGACGCGAAAGGACAAAGUUGUACCUCUAGAAAAGUCGAGCACUGUAGUACUAGUUCCGACGAACGAGACCAGGCAGCAAGAGUACCUUCCGACCUGGAAAUUCGACUUGCUCGCGAUGCCUUGUCGCGUAGUCCCUCUGAGUCCUCUACGAGCGGGGGGCGAGCCACAUCCGACUCUUCAGCGACGACGAGUCGACGAGCCGCGAAGAAUUUCUCCAGUAAUUUCGAACAAGUGCAACGUUUACGAAAAUGAUUACUUCUACAGAUACGCAUAGAAUAAUUAAUAGAGGAGAACGACUGUUGCAGGACUUCUAACAUUUGAUUAAUGAUUUUGUUUACGGACAGACGAGUCUGGUAACUUCUGCAUUGCGGUGUAGAACAAGAUGAACAAAAAAAAGUCGCAAAAGUAUAGAAGUAAAAGAACCGUUCUUGAUAUCUAUUCAGUAGUUUGAGUGUCCCACAUUUAAAUUUGUUUUCAUGGUAUUUGCCGUGCUUUCACAGCGUACCGACAUCGGCGCGCACUGGCUUCACUGCGUCUGGAACGGCUACGUCAUCUGCGGCAUCGAGCGCGUCUCCUACAAGCACAAUCUGGGAGAAAAGUCCACCUGAUGCGUGCGUGUUGCGUUAUGAUCAGCAUUUAAAUUCAUCUCUCUCUUUCUCUCUUCAGCUUCUCGAUACCCUUUUCCCUUGUAUUUCAUGGGAAAGGGGUCGAGAUGAAAGGGGUCAAGAAAGCGGACUCUAAUUGCGCGUUGCACUGCUCGGUCUUCCAAAUGCUGGAAAGAGUUCAUUACUCAAUGCUCUGGUUGGAGGUGCCGCGGCGGCGGUGUCUUAAGGCUUUUCCUAAUUCAAAAUGAAACUUGUUUUCUCCCUUGGUUGACUCAAGAAAUCCAUAAUUCAAAAUGAAAAUUGUUUUCUAGUACCUACUUGACUCAAGAAAUCCAUAAUUUAAAAUGAAAAUUGUUUUCUACCUUGGUCGACUCACGAAAUCCAUGAUAGAUGGUGGUCUGAUGUCAUAGUUGUUCCUUGAAAAGCAUCUUCGACGCCUCCUUUUGUCGAGGGAAAUCAUCUUUGACUCAUUUUUGAGAUGAAUCUAUUGUGGAAAAGACAGCUCUAAGUUUCACGGAAAGCUAAUACGACGGACACGGAUCAGGUGAGCGGCGUGGUCACACGUGGUAACGUCCAGCUGAUCCUGCAGGAUGCUCCAGGCAUUUUACCAAUUUUAUUGCACAAGAUGAUUUGACUCGACCUAUAAAUAUCUCAUUCGCAUUUCAUGGCGUCCUUUGAGUACUUAGUUAUAGGUCCUGCGACGCUCAAAGCACUAAGUAAAACAACCGGUUAGUUUUCACCUCCACACUCUUAGGCUUAUCCCAUGCAACAAUACUUAGCUACUUCACGAUACCGACAAUUAUCGCUAUCGCUGAAGCUGUUGACGGACUCGGGUUAUUCAUCAGUGUAGGUCUAAUAAGCGGCAAUGGGGGCAGAAGACGGCUGAAGUACAAAGAGCUGUCUCGAAAGGCUUGGAGUGGAUAUCAAGGGGCUGACGUGGUCUUACUAGUCGUAGAUGCUGUGAGGAGGCCUACUUCAGAAAUUUUCGGGCUUCUACGAAAGCUUGGCCCUCUGCCACCUCUGCCAGCCCAACAAGGGAGUACUUCUCUGCCACCUCUGCCACCAGGGAGUACUUCCCGCGUUGGCAAAAUAAUGAAAAACGACGAGUCACCAACAUCUUUUUUGAAUGAAGAAGAGAUUAAUAGACCGGCAUUUGGUAUUGGUUCCGCACGUUCUAGCUCCACCUCCUGUAUCAAUGUUUCUAGGCCUUUUUCCAUUCCUGGUGAAGAUUUUCUUUUGGAUGCCCAAAGUAUGAACGAUCAGCCACGAGGACCGAUCUCAAGCGCCUCAUCGCCACUUGUAUACGAUUCAAGUGUAGCGGUUGGCAAUCCAAGUCUCGCAGGAGGUGGUCGAGAUGAUUUUGAUUUGCGUAAGAUAGCAAGACGCAAACUAGCGGCGCAAACGGACGGUGAAUUUUCCGACUCUGUUGAUGUCGAGAAAGAACCAGAACGAACCGCGGUCAGAAAGGAGGAUGCUCGGUCGUUCGUGGAGGAGGAGAAGGAAGAGUUUCUAGAGGAAAAUCCGGAGCUAGCUCAUCUUCUGCCUGAUAAUUUUGAAGAGCUGCUAAUGUCUACUUCGUCCAGUCCGGGUGAGCGUCCGCCGCUUAUUUUGGUCCUGAACAAGAUCGACAAGCAACCCGAAUUCCGAUACGUAACGGCACGCAGGAAGGAGUUUACGGAUCGCGCGUCCUUCCUUAUGGUCAGCGUUUGUGAUCCAUCUUUCUCGGCGUCUUGGUGCCCUUUCUCCCUGUUGUAUUCUCAUGAGGAAUACUACACAAGGGAAGUAAAGCUGAUUCUGUGAGGAACACACUGUUGGAUUCUCAUGAGGAACACAGCGAGAUGAGGGGACUGAGAAGACGAAGCCGAAGUGAUGAAGUAGGAGGGCUCUAACUUCCGCAAGGUCUUCUACACUAGCGCAUUAGAGGGACGUGGGAUUGAAACUCUGGCUAGGUAUCUUGUGGAAUUCGCCGACACUGGUGGCCAAUGUGCGACAAGUUCCUCCUACAUUGUCCCCGAAACUUCCGAAUCUUCGCGUAUGAAUAACAGGCGGGUGAAAGAUCAUUCUCAAUUUGUUUCGGGAGAUACUCCACGACAUCUUCAGAGAAGUGCAACGUUAUCGCAAGAGGAAGAUAUUUUUGGUAGCACCUUGGCGGGCCACGACAGAGGCGGGGAAAAUAGUCGAUUCACUGCUUUGUCGGAUAAGAAUUUAGAUGCAUCUACUGGGCACAACCACAGCCACAAUAGAUACCGACGACCUUGGCUGUUUUCGCCGGAGCGGAAAAGUACUGCUUCUCAAGUAGAACAGGUGAAGCAACUUAUACGUUCCGCUAUGAACAAUCUUGCGGAAUAUCUUCUUAUCUUUUCUUAGCCGCUAGUUUUUUCUUGGAAGUAUGUUGUACUAGCGAAAUUAACUAAAGAAGAUUUAGUUCAUCUAUUCACUUUUCUUACUACACUACAUGUUGAUAACCAACUGUGGUCUAACAAAGAUGUUCCUUCUAAGUAUUUAAAAUAUGAGUUGCGGAGUUCUUCUUCUUGGCCGCUAUUUUCUCUAAUAUGUUGCUGUUCACCUGGUUCAACAAGGAUGUGCCGUAUAAGAUCGAGCAGGAAACUGUAGGGUGGAUGGAACACGAGGUUGUUGAGGAUGCUGUGGAGCAGACCACGGAAGAACAAAGCGCUGUGGAGCAGACUCAGGGAAGAGGUGCGGAAGAUGUAGAUCCGUCAUCAGAGACUUUUUCUACGAGCAGCACUGCCAGGACAAGCGAUUCUGAAUCUGAUACCCAUGCAAUCGAAAUGAAGAGAACUACAUUACUAGCCCACGACAUGAGUCAAGGUGAAGAGGCAAUGCUGUCGUCAAAGAUACAGCGUCAACAAAUGGAUGACGACGAGAAGCAAUCGGGAGGAUGCAACGGGAGUACAACAUGUCCUACUUCAGGGACCACACCUGCAGCAGCAGGCAUGAAAAAGAAGGUGAUUGUCAUAGAACAACAGUUGACCGUGGAGGACAGUAUUGUAGCCAGAAUGGUUUGUGGCGUUGGUGGGAGACUUAUUCAGCGUCUACGCGAAAAUGUGGCGUAUCAACUGGAGAGGCUGUGGAGCGUGGACAAAGUAGUCUUGCGAAUCACGGUGAAAUGUAAAAAGGCGAGGCUCAGCAGAAGAGACUUGUUAGAUAAAGCACAGGCAGCGAGAUUGCUGUAGUCUUUUCCCUUAUUCUGGUUUGUUUUCAGAGCCUUUUCGUAUUCAGAACGAUUGAACCCGGCAGCUGCUACAUGCUCAUGCUGUAACUCGUUUAGUUUGAUCUGACAUUCUACUGAUUUGAUUUUUAUGCUACUAGGGUAUUCGGAGGGAGGUAAAUAUAUGUACGUGCGGGAGAGAAGUAAACUGUCAUGCAGGAAAACUGUCAUGCGGGAAGAGGUUUCAGAACAUUUUGGCUUAGCUACUCCAGGUAAAUUCUAGGUUGUUGUUCUUCUUCUCGUACGGCAUCGCCAUGAUUAUGUUGGCUACUUAACUAACUAACGAUAGUAUUGCUACUAUGAAGUAGAGUGCCCACUAUUUCGUGUGCGCUUCAUCUUGGGCAAGACGCAUACUAGGGUGGAACACGGCAAUGUCGAUGCUGAGUUGUCUGCACAUCUAAUGACAGCACCGUAUCUAUAGGAGUAAAGGAUACGAGCUACUGGGAGACCUUCGUGAAGAAGGUGGAGAAGAG